Messenger RNA from Carassius auratus (goldfish), 1333 nucleotides. RefSeq names its product claudin 10e (gene cldn10e). Bases 185 to 1198 code for a protein of 337 amino acids. Lineage: Eukaryota; Metazoa; Chordata; Actinopteri; Cypriniformes; Cyprinidae. The record is from RefSeq and is a predicted model, not a curated record. Gene Ontology annotation, cellular component: membrane; bicellular tight junction. Gene Ontology annotation, molecular function: structural molecule activity. The transcript has 4 exons.
UUAGUGGCCAGUGUUGGGCAAAAGAUUGUUAGGAAGAAACAGUUUAAUGGAUCAUGAACUGACAUGUUGAUACUGCAGAAGACAGAGAAGUGACAACAUUCUGAUAAAAAAAGAAAGACAAAGUAAUAAAGUGUGAGGUAGGUGGUUUAGAUAAGUGGGGAAAACAGUGUGAAGCAGAACAAAGAUGAAGAUUCGUGGAAUGCAGAUCUGGGGCUUCCUGUUAGCGGUACUGGGCUGGAUCUUUGUCGCCUGCUCCAUGGCUAUGGAGGGCUGGAAGAUCUCCUCUAUCGGAGGGCAAGGUGGGAGCUCCGUCAUUACAGUGGGCUGGUACUGGUCCAGUCUGUGGAGGGCCUGCUUCACCAACUCUGCUGCCACAUCCAACUGCUACGACUUCCCCGUGCUGUGGUCUGUGGAAGGUUAUCUUCAGAUCGUGAGGGCUCUGCUCAUGUCUGGGAUGGCUGUCGGAGUGCUGGCCUUCAUCCUGAGUCUCGUGGGAAUGGAAUGCACUUACAUCGGAGGAAAAGACAAAGAGAAGAACCGAUCCGUGUUCACAGGAGGCAUCUUUCACAUAACAAGUGGUAAAUGUAUUCUUAAUAAACAACAGAAGCAUUGUAAACUAGACUUGCAUGUGUGUUUUACUGUGUCUGUUCUCAAAGGUAUGCUGGCUGCCUCUGGUUAUGCUCUUUAUGCUCAGCAUGUUUCUGCAGAAUUUUUCAACCCCAGAUUUGAUGGACUGCAAUUUGACUUGGGAACUCCCUUGUUCCUGGGAUGGUCAGGAUGUGCUCUUCAGAUCACUGGAGGGAUUUUCUUCCUAGUUUCAGUCUGGAAGAUCUGGUCUCAGACAUACAGCAGUGCACCAGUUCUCAGCGUUCCUGUCGUGGAGAGCAAUGCCUUGCGUUCCUCUCACACGAAUGUUUCCAUUAUUUCUGAACUCUCCACAAAAUCCAGCGUAUCAGCCGUAUCUGAGCUCUCCUCGAAGUCUGAAACAACAGCUCAGUCAAAUGUGCUAUCAAAGAGCCCACAUAUCUCAAGAACUAGACGUCCCCCGAGAACCAGACGCUCUAUCAAAUCAGACGUGGAGCGAUCAGUGAGCUCCUCACGGUCCUCAAGGAUCAGCAGAUCACAUUUAAACCACAAGAAAGCGUCCUCCCCAUCUAAAGGCACUACACAUCACUUCAUCAAGAACUCCUACCUCUGAAUAUCUAAGCUUGGAUUACUGAAUCUGGUUAUGAUCUGGAAAAGACUUCCAAUCACAGUUACACAAAACUAAGAUGUUCAGUGUAGAUGUCACUCAUAACAAAACAAACCUUUACUGGACAACUGAACAGUGUUA